AUGUCCGUCCUCGCCUGCCUUCGUCGCCCACCACAAUUCACACGCGCAUGGACAGUUGCGCGAACGUACGCCAAGAAGGUCGAGGCGGCCGCACCUCCGCGGAAGGUUGUCAUUCCUCAAGUGCCCGAGGGCGCGCUGUCAACAUGUAGACCGAAUACGCCAUUAGUCGGAGUCAAUUACUUGAAAGACCAGGAAGAGGUUCUUGCGCUACCGGACGAGGAGUAUCCGCCCUGGUUAUGGGACCUGCUCAAGCCAAAGCAGUUGCCAGAUGACGGUCCAGACACAAUAAGGGUCUUUACAUGUCAUGGAGGUGGUUAUAGUACGCUCUGA
Peniophora sp. CBMAI 1063 is the source of this 330-nucleotide messenger RNA. Lineage: Eukaryota; Fungi; Basidiomycota; Agaricomycetes; Russulales; Peniophoraceae. The record is from the annotation of a GenBank genome assembly.